AUGGAGGAGACAGGGCGAACGGGCUCCACGAUUAAGAAAUGGGUGUCACGAUCGGCGCAGGGCCUGUUCCUGACGGUGGUGCUUCUUCAGAACUCCUUGGCAAUGCCAGCAGCCCUAGACGAGAAAUCCCCCAUCAUUGAACCGAGCGGCGGAAGAGAGGAUGAAGCAAUAGCAGCAACGGCAAUGACAACAUCAGGGCGAGGUUUGCCUCGCCGACUUCGACGCGAAGGGCACCCAUCUUCGCGAGGAAGCCACCAACUUCACCAGCAGCAGUUGCGGGCUGAGCAGAAGCGUAUUGCGCCAAUACCGUCACGGAACCAGCAGGGGUCGGGACAACAGCACCGAAAACUGGAAGGAACAACAGAAGAGGAUCCAGACGUCUCCUUUGCAACAGAUAUCCUAGAAGAUGAGAACAGUUCCGCGCCACAGGUCUACCACGCUCCCGCCGACGGUUCGUGUCCGGUUGCCGCCCAUUACCCCAACUCUGCGGUACUGAGCGAUGACGGAAAUUACGCCGCCGAGCCGCCGACUGUGAUUGUCGGGGCUUUUUCCGUGUGGUCUAGGCUGCAGCAGGCCCUAGAUGAAUCGUCGCGACUGCGAUGCCCGAGCCCGCCGUGCUGUCUUGGGGUCCACACGCACACGUAUCGGGAGGGUGACCUCGGAGAGGAGAUGUCGCACGUCCAGGGAGCCGUGGUGGUCCGCAGGCCCGAUCUGGCGCAGGCCCCCGGAUCGGUGGCGCCUGCCCAGGACGUGGACUUCGUCAAGACGCUCCAGUCCUACUUCCCCAUCUCGCAAAGCUCGCUGCUUAGGCGAAUAGUCGAGGCCGACGGCUUCAACUUGACAUCCACGACCCAGCACGUGGAGCCGGCGUUCGCCGAGCUACUUGUCGCCACUGAUUUCUUUGGUGCCGUACGCGAGGGCAACCCUGCCGCCGCAGAGUUAUUGACGCCAUACUGUUCAGGAGAGGACCCAAGGCAAGACAUCAGCGAUUGCGUGAGGAUCCCUACGUUGGUCAGCAUGGCAGACGUGUACAUUAGCUGCAAAGGGGCCGUAUGGAACGAGAAUGAUUUUAUUCUGCCGGUUAACUGCGAUAUUCCAAGACGCCACGAGGCCGAUGAUGCUCGAGAACAAGCCAGAGAGGGCUUGCAGGCCGAGGACGAAAGCUACGAAAAGGUGUUCGUGAUGACCCAAGAGUGGAACCCGAACUACUACCACUUUACGGUGGAACAUCUGCCGCGGAUCACUUUAAUGUUGGAUGUCCUUCUCGAAAACCCAGACAUCAUGAUCGCAAUGCAUUACUCCCAGCACGACAAACUCCAUCAGGGAGGCUUUUCCAAUGAGAUUGAAACUCAUAUGGAAAUGUUUGAGAUUCUGGGAAUCAGCAGAGACCGCGUCGUCUUAGCCAUGAAACAGAUGCACGCAGAACUAGCGAUUGUGCCGACUAGUACUAUUUGCGGCGACCCGGAUGCUCACAUGGUCAACAUGCUCAGGAACAGAUUCCUUCAGAGUCUUUUCCCGACCACGAACGGCGUUCCUCCUGCGCAAGCCCGCCCGGUGAUUGUGCUCGUUGUGCGCACCACAUUGCGGGGCCUAAAGAACAACGACGAGGUGAAAGAGGCCCUGGAGAUCAACUUUCCGAGCUUCGACGUGGUGGAGUUCUUCGGCACCGAUCCCGUCCAAGACCAGCUCCUGACCUUCGCAAACGCGUCCAUGGUCAUAGCUCCCCACGGGGCCGGGCUUGCUAACAUUAUCGUCGCGCCCCUGCACACCCCGGUGCUGGAAAUCGCCCCGUUAUCGUGCCCAUCCUGCUUCUUGAGACUCGCCUUGAAGCUUCACCACAUCUACGCUAGACAUCCCGGGGGCGAAUGGUCACAAGAAUGCCAUACAUGGUACGAGCCGGACAUCGAUGAAAUAAUCGACCUCGUAAGGGAUCUCCUUGAGGCGAAACGCCAGGCAGACGAUGCCCUGGAACUCCCUGAAGCAACAGACUUGCAUCAAGAACAGCCGUAAUUUCUACGGCCCACCACG
Messenger RNA from Ectocarpus siliculosus, 2028 nucleotides. NCBI's taxonomy places the organism in Eukaryota, Phaeophyceae, Ectocarpales, Ectocarpaceae. The record is from the annotation of a GenBank genome assembly.